Pistacia vera is the source of this 865-nucleotide messenger RNA. RefSeq names its product UPF0161 protein At3g09310. The coding region runs from base 45 to 506 and encodes 153 amino acids. NCBI's taxonomy places the organism in Eukaryota, Viridiplantae, Streptophyta, Magnoliopsida, Sapindales, Anacardiaceae. The transcript has 5 exons. The record is from RefSeq and is a predicted model, not a curated record.
GGUAAAUGCCAGCGACCUCAACAGCUCACUUUGACAGUUAAAAAAUGGCAGUUGUUCUGUCUCUCGACCUCCAUAAACCCUUCUGUACCGAGCUUCAGUUCCAAAACCCUAGUUUCAAUCCCCUCAAAUAUCACCGUAAAAAUCAAAACGAUCGUUGCAGUUUUUUCAUUCCCACGAAAAGUAAAAGCUAUUGUAGCCUAACCGUGAAUGGAUUGAGCUCGGACUCGGACCAAAAGGCUCCACAAGAUAACGAAGUGAAUAAUGUAGGCGUUAAAGCUGCACUAUCUAUGCUUAGAUUUUACAAACGGGAAAUCUCACCAAUUUUGCCAAAGAGUUGUAGAUAUGUACCAACGUGUAGCGAGUAUUCAAUGCAAGCUUAUAAGAAAUAUGGAGUUGUAAAGGGCACCGUCUUGACUGCGUGGCGUCUCUGUCGUUGCAAUCCCCUUGGCGGGUCUGGAUUUGAUCCUCCGCGGUGGUUUGAUGAGGAACCUCCACCUGAAGUAUGAGACCAUUUACUCUUAUGGCUGCCAAUCUAAAGGAAUCAAAAUUUGGAAUGGUCCCGACAGGAACAACAGCUUAGCCGAAGUUGCCAUGUGAUUGGUUUCUUCAGGUAGACGAGGAUGAAUUAAUGAAUAAUGUAGUGGGAUUAUCCGAAUAAUAUCUCCAAGACCUCCACUAUCAGCUCAAGCUCCAAUAACUACAAGAUGUCUCUGGAAUGUGGCACCAAUUUUUAAGUGGGCAACCUUAUUUUUUAAGUUAUGGGAGACUUCGUCUUGAUUCUUGUUUUCUUGUAUAGUGGUUGUUAAAUGGCACAAUAAACCACAACUCAAAACUAAUAAACAAUAAGUAACAUUUAUAAAGAAUU